AGCUACAACAGUAUCUCCGCAACGCUGUGGGAUGUCAUCCACCGGUAUCGCGGUAUGAGGUGUCAACAUGAAUCGAUAAUUGCGCCAGCAUCAAAGCCGCCAAGACAAGAAUCAACCAGGCGCUAUUACGGUAGCCAGUGCAUCCCGUUAAGGCUCAAAGUAACAAGCGCCCCCAUCGCCAACAAGGAUGACCCGCGGAAGAACGCAAGUACGAAGUAGCACAGUAGCAGCAGCGGCAGCAGCAGCAGCGGCAGCAGCGGCAGCGGCAACACCACCGCCGCCACCGCCACCGCCACCCCUUCCCCCCCCUCCCCCUCCCUCCUUUGCCACAUCGUGGCGUGCGAUUUUUGCUGAGGAGCACGGGCGGCUGUACUUCUACAACGUCGACACCGGGGAGACGACUUGGGACCCACCACCGCAAUCGCGAGAAGGAGCAACCUCGGGGCCACCACCUGCUACCACCAACCGGAGUGGGGCAGUAACGGUACGGUCUAGGUCCUCCAUGAUUCUUUCGAAAGGAGGAAAAAUCCAGUUUGGGAGAAGCUGCAGCGCGGUAUCUUCACGGAGUGAGGCACUGAAACAUCCCACUGUCGUUCAUAAGGGGGGCCGACUCGGCACAACGGACGAGCUAGAGGACGGAGGCGGCCGCACAUUGAAAACCGGAACAACCAGGGGGGCCGUCGUCCGGUCAACGCUUCACCGAGCCUCAACCGUUCCUGCCAGAAAUGUAGAGGGUGAAUCUCCUGAGGCCGAGCGCGAAGGCUGUAAGAGUUCUCGGCAAGCGCCGGUCCAGAAAGACGGCGCCGAAACGAAGCGCGUGCUUGGGAGCCCACAGCGUAGCGUAGGGUGUCCCGAAGAAUCGACCCCGUUACCAAAGUGGUCGGGUCUGAAGAAACCAACCCGUCAAAGAGCCAAACGCGUGGAGGAACCGCCGACGUUGAAACCUGCGCCGUCGUCUCAGGGCAAUCAUCUUGUGGCUACUUCAUUGCAGCAGGCUGAACACUGGCUCGCUACCAACGAACCGGACUCUGAACUCGGGCGGCCGUAUCAACGUCGCGGCCCUGACCAAACUCCCCCCAAGCCGGACUUUUGGCUAGGAACAAGGGAAACCUCAGGCAGGUUCGCUACCUCGACACACGUAGUAGACGCGUCCCAGAAGGAAGAGGUCCCUCUGCACGAACCUCCAGCCGCAACAACGGCGAGACUUCGUGGGCAGGCCGCCGCCGUUCGGGAGGCGAUGGAGUCGCGGCGCAAAGAAGCGGAAGAAAUGACGGGCAGGCCCGAAAUCACGCGCCGCGGGCGAAACAAGCAGCGCAGCGUCGACGAUCUGUUCCUGUUUCAGCGAAACGCUGAAGCUUCCCGGCGCCGAAGGCAUGACGAGCGAGAGACGCACGAAAACAAGCUAGUGACAGGCCGGCCGGAGACUUGUAGAAGGUCUGCCGUCUUGGUGAAGCGCAUGCGCCGCGGCGGGGGCAACGACGCGCACCUCCCGACAUCGCAGCGCCUCCACAGCGACGCCGGCGAACAGCGCCGGCGGCGAGACACCCAGCAGGCGCGAGUGGAGACGGCGAUCCGCCGCCGCGCCAACCCCAACAUCUCGACGAGGUCGAAAUCGCUCCCGCGGGAGCGCGGCGACGUAGCACGCCGCCUGUACGAACAAGCGAUCCUCAGCAGAGAGGGGGCUCACUACCGGGAGCAGCUGUCUCGAAAACCUCCCAGGGGGUAUACGUUCCGUCCCGAGAUAGACCAGCGAAGCGCUCUCUUAGCCCAGCGGCGAAGGGACCGGUGGGCCUCCGUGGGUCUCGACACGCGGGGGCGAGGGGGCGGGACAGCCGUGCAGGAGUUCCUGCUCGCCGAGGGGAAGCUCUACGACAGGCGGAGACAGGAGAGGAAGUCCAUCCAGGAGGAGCUGGCCCUGCGACGCCCGAACCCGACCGUCAACCGGCACUCGCGCCGGCUGCUGCGUGCCGCCGGGAAGACCGGCCGGUCGCCCGGGACGCAGUCGGAGGAGACUAGGUCACGAGCGUCGGAGGCUGUGGAUGCCGAGCACUACGAGUUUAGACCCCGUCUCGAGGGCCUCGGUACAUCUCAAAAGAUGCUGGAAUCUAGGUACGGACGAGACGCUAUCCCAUCCAUGCAGCAAAGAGCCAAAGACCGAGAGGUGGAGCUCCUAGAGCGCCGGCGGUCGCAGUCGGUCGAGCAAGACAAGGAAAACCAAAGCUUCGUCGCCAGGCGCGCGUCUCGACGGUCUUCGGCAAGUGAAAGCCCGGAGCAUGGUCGAGGUGGGGACAUCUACGAGAGGACGACCGAGUACGCAAAGAGAAGGGAUAGCAGGUGGGACGCGUGGGAACCGAGGACCGCGUGUCGAGUGUUCAUCGAGGGUGGGGCUGCUUGCGCAAGGAUCCGGGGACGGUCAAGAUACCGGCAGGCCGCCGAAGCCAUAGCCAAUAGGGGGUCGCCUCUCUCGCCCCCGGCGGAAACUUCAAGCAGGGAGGGACCGUGGAGUCACGCGGAAGACGUUGGGGCCAAGAAUCGCGAUGGCGUGUCAAAGAGCGGUAAAGGUGCGGUGUACACAGGGCUGCUGCGAGGUGGGCUGCCCGCCGGGAAACGCGGGCGCUCGAGGCAGCAGGCGAAGACCAUCGUCCACGAUGGGGGGUGGCUUUCGCCGCCGCCGCCGCCCGCGACGGCGGGAGGGGCCUCCGAUGAAGAGGCCGAGUGGGAUGGAAGCGGCGAUAGCUCUGUUGGGACGGAUGAUGAUGAUGGAUUUUCCAGCCGUCCCCAAGGGAUAGGUCGGCUGCAGCAGGCUCAGACCGUCGCUGGCCAGGGGGGGUGGCUUUCCCCGUCAGCGCCUGCGGCGGCUGGGGGGGUCCCCCGAGUGGGGGUUGAGUGGGAUGGCAGAGGCAAUCGCUCUGCUGGUAUUGGCUUUUCCGACAACCGCCAAGGAAUAGGUCGGCGGCGCGGGGGCAGACGUUCACCAUCCGAGCAUCGGUACCCCCGGCAGGAGCAAUCAACAGAGGGAGAAGAAUGGCGAGAUGGCUACAUGGAGUAUGACGACAACAACGAGGACCUUGUUCAGAGAAGAGACUCUAUUGCGGUCGGAGGGGUUGUGAACGGUACUGCUUGCAGUGGAGUGAGAACGGCGGGGGCUACGGGAUCAAGAGGGAGCGGCGGUCUCCCCCCAAACUGGACGUCGUUUACCUCGCCCGAAGGGUGGGAGUACUUUCAUAACAGUAAGACGGGCGUCGUGCAGUGGAAGCAGCCCACCAGCUAAGAAGCGCAUUUUUAUGCACAAGAACAACAGAUGAGUUGUCUUCGGGGGCUAGACUGCUUGUGAUAUGAACAAGGGGGAUAUCAUUCUUUUCCUUCGAAGUUCCGUUGAUGGUACUUGAGUGGUUCAAUCAGUAUGGUCGUGAUCCGUACGUUAGCGUUUGUGCGCAUGUCUACUGUACGUUGUGCCGGCUCCACCGGGAGUGCUGAGGUCUCGAAAAAUACACGCGAGAGCGAUGGUGACAGCGGACUGGGAUAAUCUGUAUAGCUCAUGCUGCUUGUCGUGUUGUGCAAAGCGCAAUCCACCUCACGACACUGUCGUCUGAAGAGUUUCGCUGCGGUGCUAGACAAGGCUCCUUGUGUGUAGGCGUGCACCAGGUGGUGGUUUGUUAUUUUGUGAAUGGAAAUCAGGUUGACUUCGUGACGAUGGCCUCGUCCAUUCCAAUCAGUGGACGGAUGAGGUGCCUCAUUUCCUGCCAUCAAGUGUCGGUGCUCCGUAUGUACGUAGGACAGAGAGGAUGUGUCGAUAGUAGCAACAGGUUAGAUAAAUUAUGGCACUCAAGGCUAUUAUUUGCAGAAACUCGCCCGCUGCGUGCUAUUUUCCAACUGUUUGGUACUCGGUGUGUCCCCAUAUGCCGGCGGGUCCUCCUGUGUUCAG
Molecule: messenger RNA, 3925 nt
Organism: Ectocarpus sp. CCAP 1310/34
Lineage: Eukaryota; Phaeophyceae; Ectocarpales; Ectocarpaceae
Source: the annotation of a GenBank genome assembly